AUAAAAAAGAUGAUACCUCAAGAAAUUUAAGUGGAUGAUAAAAAUUUUUCAGAAUAUUAAGAUGUAAUUACAAUGGUAGAGAUUAAACAAGGGAGUGAUGAUGUUAAACAGUAGAAUAUUCAAGAGGCUUAUAGAAUAUUAAAUAAAGGUGUUAGUUUAUUUUAAAAUUAAUAGGUUUAGCAUUACAUAAUUUACAGAAAUACUAAGAAGCGAUUGAGUGUUACGACCAAGCAAUUUUAAUUAAUCCUACUUAUUAUACUGCAUGGAACAACAAGGGUACGUAAUUUAAGAUACUACUAUUUAGGUUUUGCUUUACAUCACUUAUAGAAAUAUUAAGAAGCCAUCGAGUGUUAUGACAAAGCUAUCUUAAUUAAUCCUAAAAGUGAUGCUGGGUGGAAUAAUAAAGGUUAUAAAUUUUAAAGACUAUUAUUAGGGUUUUCAUUAAAUAAUUUAAAGAAAUACGUAAAAGCUAUUGAGUGUUGCGACAACGCCAUUUAAAUUAAUUCUUAAAAUAAUUCUGCAUGGAGUAACAAGGGUGCGUAAUUUUUAGAAUUAUUAAUUAGGGUUUGCAUUAGAUAAAUUAAAGAAAUAUUAAGAAGCGAUUGAGUGUUAUGAUAAAGUUAUCUAAAUUAAUCCUAAAUGUGACGUAGCAUUAAGUGAUAAGGGUAAAUAAUUUAAACUACUAUUAUUUAGGUUUGGCAUUAUAUAAUUUACAGAAAUAUUAAGAAGCCAUUGAGUAAUGCGAAAAAGCCAUUUAAAUUAAUCCUUAAAAUAAUUCUGCAUGGAAUCAUAAGGGUGCGUAAUUUUUAGAAUUAGUAAUUAGGGUUAGCAUUAGAUAAAUUAUAGAAAUAUUAAGAAGCAAUUGAGUGUUAUGAUUAAGCUAUCUAAAUUAAUUCUAAAUAUGAUAUUGCAUGGACUAAUAAAGGUGAGGACUUUUAAAAUAUUAUAAUUUAGGUCUUGCAUUAAAUACAUUAAAAAAAUAUAAAGAAGCUUUUGGGUGUUACGAUAAAGCUAUCGCAUUGAAUCCUAAAAAUGAUACUACAUGGAUUAAUGCGGGUAAUUAAUUUCAGCUUUAGUUUUAGGUUAAGCUUUAUAUAAUUUACAGAAAUAUUAAGAAGCUAUUGGGUGUUAUGAUAAAGCUAUCCUAAUUGAUCCCAUAAAUUAUCCUGCAUUAAAUAAUAAGGGUAAUAAAUUUUUAAGGACUAUUAAAUAGGUUUUGCAUUAGAUAAAUUACAGAAAUAUUAAGAAGCGAUUGAGUGUUAUGAUAAAGCUAUCUCAAUUAACCCAAAAUAUGAUGUGGCAUGGAAUAAUAAAAGUAAUUUUUUAUAAGGAUUGUUUUUUAGGUCUUGCAUUAAUUAAUUUACAAAAAUACUAGGAAGCUAUUGAGUGUUGUGACUAAGCUAUUUUAAUUAAUCCUUAAAAUAAUUCUGCAUGGAAUCAUAAGGGUAUAUAAUUUUUAAAGUUUUAUGCAUUAGGGCUUGCAUUAGGGAAAUUACAGCAAUACUAACUAGCAUUUGAAUGUUUUGACAAAGUUAUCUUAAUUAAUCCAAAAAAUGAUUUUGCAUGGAAUAACAAGGGUAAUUAAUUUUUUAAGUAUUACUGAUUAGGGCUUAUAUUACAUAAUUUAUAGAAAUAUUAAAAAGCAAUUGAAUGCUACGAAAAAGUUAUUUAAAUUAAUCCUAAAUUUCAUUCUGUAUGGAAUAAUAAGGGUAAGUAAUGUUUAACCAAUUUUUUAGGUCUUUCAUUAUUUGAAUUACAAAAAUACAAAUAAGCAAUUGAGUGCUAUGAGAAAGCUAUUUCCUUUUAUCCUAAACAUGAUUCAACUUGGGUUAAUAAGGGUAAUUUAUUUUAUACAGCAUUUUCUAGGCAAAGCCUUACAUAAAUUACAGAAAUACAAAGAAGCUAUAGAGUGUUACGAAAAGGCUAUUUAAAUUAAUCCAAAAUAAGAUAAGGCUUGGAUUAACAAAGGUAAAUUAUGGAAUAAUUUAGGUGUUGCAUUACAUAAUUAAAAGUAAUACAAAGAGGCUAUAUUAUGUUAUGAUGAAGCUCUUUCGAUUAACUUCAACCCUAUAAAUUUAAGGUUUAAAGGUAUUAAAAUUAUUAAUAAAAAUUUAGCUGAUUCACUAUUGGAAUUAGGGGAAAAAAAUGAAGCCAAGCAAUUUUAUAUGUCUGCAUUAGAAAAAGGAUUAAAUUAAGAAUAUAUAGAGAAAUAGUUAGCUAAGUUAUGAAUCAUUAUUUAAUCAUAAUAUAACAUUAUUAAGC
Molecule: messenger RNA, 2262 nt
Organism: Paramecium primaurelia
Lineage: Eukaryota; Ciliophora; Oligohymenophorea; Peniculida; Parameciidae
Source: the annotation of a GenBank genome assembly